Molecule: messenger RNA, 3192 nt
Organism: Trypanosoma cruzi
Lineage: Eukaryota; Euglenozoa; Kinetoplastea; Trypanosomatida; Trypanosomatidae
Exons: 1
Source: RefSeq, a predicted model, not a curated record
AUGCGAAACCUUUUUUGUGCGUGGCGUUGCGUAAGAGGAGUGGACACAUCCGUCAUUACGGCUUCGCACACAUUUCUCAGCAUUGUCAUUGCUGUUCGGCACAAGAGUCUCGGUGCAAAGGUUCAAGCCAAUCCCAACGAAAGGGGUGGCGCUGGGCCUGCUCUUGAGGACGUUGCCAACACCACGCCGCGGCAAACGGAUAUGGGGCAGGUUCUGCAUCAACUCUUAUGGCGGGCAAGGGAUGCACUUCUCAUGCAAGAAGAAGUGACGAAGGAACACGAAAGUGCGGGAAGAGAAAAGAAGAAAAAGAAGUGGAUUGGUGAACCGGGCACAUCGCAGCGGCUGACGUACUCACAGAUUCACGCCGCAGAUGCAACAGGGCUAUUCGAGGUGGACUGGAACAACGUGAGUCGGCUGACGCGAAGAACACAAGAUGGCCUUUCCACCAGCUCUCCUUCAGAGCCAACGAGUGAGGAAAGCAUAGCGCUUCUGUGUUCGUUGCUUGCCGUGGCACUGAAGCUGCGGAAAGGGGGGGCGUCAACGGAGUUUUUGUCCUCACACGUGACGAUGACGCUUCCGCCGCUGAAAUCAGCGGAGGCCGUUGUGGCGCCAUUGGGCCGCCAGGCACGACUGUGGGGUGAGCUGCGGGAAUGGCACCUGUUGUUGUCGUGUGCGUCCGUCACUUUUGCGCGGAUUGGCCGGGAGUGUGCCACAGAGAAGGCAUUACGCGAUUUGGUGCGAGUUUUUUUGGACAAACUUGACGCGUUGUGUUUGCCCGCCGUCAAUAAGAAGAGGACGGGACGCCAUUUCAGAGCCGAGGAGGGAACCGACACGGUUUGUGAUGGUAUGGGUGAUACAGUAACAAACGCGCUGUGGCGUGUAGCAAUGCUUUGCCGUGUGAUGGAAGACUUCUUGCGGUGUGAGGGAGAGACGCCAAACUCAUCGCCGCACGCAACGGAGGGAGGUGAGGAUGUGAAGGGCUCUGAGAAGUCACGCCAUCUGACGAGGGUUGUCAAGUGUGUGAUGUGCGAGCUGGAGAAACGGGUGUUUACGAUCCGCGGACUUGAGGGGUCUGUAGAAACGGUGGAAGGCCUUGAGGCUCUUGUCAUGAAGUCAUUUCAGUACUGCUGUGCUCCCGAGUCGUUCGAGGAUCGGCACUCAUCUGCGUACAAGGGAGCGCCGGCCGAAGCGUUGCUGUCAUUCUGUGGAGCAUACUUCAAGAUGGUGCCUUUUUGCCUCAUGACGGCGGCCGCGGAGGCGGGGAAGCAAGAGGGGGGCGUUUUGAAUGCAGUGGAGAGCAAGGACUGCUGUGCCGUCACGAUUGUACUCACAAUUCGACAAAGUUGGUUGCGCCAUCAAUCUGCCUUACAGCUUCACGGAGUCAUGGCGGCCUUUUGGUGGUUGCGGUUGCUGCCCAUAUUGCUUGAGGGCUACUCGGACUUGACGGCGCAGCUGCGGUUUGAGCACCAUCUUCAUGGCAGCGGCCACAUGAGCAUCCGACAACUAGAGACAGUGCAGACGGAACUGGUCAGCACGGUAAGUUCCAUGUUGUACUUUGACGAGAAGGCGUUCGAAGAGCGACGAGCGGCACGGACGACGGGACCUGCCGCGGAGGAGGAUGGGGGCGGUGGUGACGCUGGCACGUACGACACGAGUGAUGCACGACUGAGACGACAUCGCGGGGGUCGAUCGCUCUUUAGGAAGAAGGAUGAGAAAGAGGGGGUGUUGCUCCCAACAUCCGCAGAGGCCAUGCGUAAGUCGUCCCGCUUCUCACCACGGCGGGUUUGGGAGAAGAAUGACUUGUCGGGGACCACCGCGUCCGGGGCGGCUAGCGGCACGGCGGUGAACAGCCCGUUGUUUGACAUGAUCGUCGCCGCGAAGGACGCCGUGUUUCAGCUAUCGGAUUUGCAUGCCGUGGAGCAGCCGAACCGCAGUACAGCGCUGGAAAUGACGUGGUUGGCGUUGUUGGCAGCCCGUCGUCGCGUGGAAAAGACGAAGUCAACACAAAAAAUGACCCAAUUUUUGAAGCCGAAACACACCCACCAUCAGAAACGGCAGCAGCAACAACAUGAAGAAGAGGAAGGGGGAGAUGUGGUAAAUAUGGGUAGGGUGUACGAGAUGAAGGACGGGGAUGAAUCUGAACUGGUGUUUCCGCCGUUCUUUGCGAAGAGCCUGCAGCAUCUCUCCACUGCCCUGGCUGCCGCCGCUCACCGCGUGUACGAUAUGGCCGACACGUUACACACACGCGAUGGGAACAUACAUCGCGUGUUGGGUGUCGCCAUCGUUGCGGGCACACAAGAAAUGCUCUUGGGGAACUCCUUCUACUCGGAUGCAAUUGCCAGCAACUGGUGGUUGCGUAGUAGUGCUCCAGUUUUCUUCCAAGGAAGACAUUCGCAUCAAUUUAAUCUUCCCUCUUUACUGGAGUCAAAUCUUAUGAGUCUACUGGUUCAGCGAACACGUCGGCAUGAUAAAUUGGGAUGGUUAAAGCGUUCCAUAAAUACGGCUUUGGAAUGUCUUACCGCCCCUGCCGCGGCACCGUAUCUCCCUCCGGUCACCAAGCAGUGGACAUGUGCGCUGAUUCUCUCCAGCCUGCGCGAUGUGGCAUUUUUACUGAGGCAUAACGGUAAGGUCCCCGGAGCAACAAAGAUGACAGAAGAGGAAAUGAAAGUGGUACAUACAUGGGCGUGUGGUGCGUUUUCAUCUUUGCUUUCUGUACUUGCUGCAGAUGAGGAGCUUAUUCUUCUUUGCGGAUAUGCAAGUUUUAUUGACGCGCUCUUUGACCUGCAUAUUCAUCUGGGGACAGAACAGCAGGAGUUGCUGCAGUUUGGAGAGAAUUCUUUACUUAAAUGUGUCCUCCCUGCCGUGCUGAUUAGCCUUGUGAAGAGCGCAGAGGAGGAUACCCCAGAGACACAUGCCGCAGCCUGUGAGUCCGUGCUCUUUGUUCUUGCCGUGCUUUCUAAAUUUGUCUCCUUUCCAGAUCUGAGAAUGACGGCGGCCAGAAAAAACGACAGCAGUGAUCUAUUGAUUGGCGUGGCGGUGUAUUGCCUUCGGCAUGCGCGUCGCGGGGGUGGGAAGCAUGCCAGCGACUACGGACUACCAGCGGCGCAAUUACCCGCCGUUGACAGCACCCAAGCACUGAAGAGCUGCGGCAGCAUUUCUUUCCUAUUUAGGAGGCGCAGUGGUUACUCCUAC